Molecule: messenger RNA, 3071 nt
Organism: Tupaia belangeri chinensis (Chinese tree shrew)
Lineage: Eukaryota; Metazoa; Chordata; Mammalia; Scandentia; Tupaiidae
Gene: MTHFD1L
Product: methylenetetrahydrofolate dehydrogenase (NADP+ dependent) 1 like
Biological process (GO): tetrahydrofolate interconversion
Cellular component (GO): cytosol; mitochondrion
Molecular function (GO): formate-tetrahydrofolate ligase activity; methylenetetrahydrofolate dehydrogenase (NADP+) activity; ATP binding
Source: RefSeq, a predicted model, not a curated record
AGAAGUCAUUCAGAAUUCAAAGGAAGUUCUGAGCUUGUUACAAGAAAAAAACCCCGCCUUUAAGCCAGUUCUUGCUAUUAUUCAGGCAGGUGAUGACAACUUGAUGCAGGAAAUAAAUCAGAAUUUGGCUGAGGAGGCUGGUCUGAACAUCACUCACAUCUGCCUUCCUCCUGACAGUGGUGAAGAAGAGAUUAUAGAUGAAAUUUUGAAGAUUAAUGAAGACACCAGAGUACAUGGCCUCGCCCUUCAGAUCUCUGAGAGCUCAUUUAGCAGCAAAGUUCUCAAUGCCUUGAAACCAGAAAAAGAUGUGGAUGGGGUGACUGACGUGAACCUAGGGAAGUUGGUGCGUGGGGAUGCCCAUGAGUGUUUUGUUUCACCUGUUGCCAGAGCUGUCAUCGAACUUCUAGAAAAAUCAGGUGUCAACUUAGAUGGAAAGAAGAUCUUGGUACUCGGGGCCCAUGGGUCCUUGGAAGCUGCCCUGCAGUGUCUAUUCCAGAGAAAAGGGUCCAUGACCAUGAGCUCCCCGUGGAAAGCCCCUCAGCUUGAAAGCAAGCUUCAAGAGGCUGACAUACUGGUCUUAGGCUCACCGAAGCCUGAAGAGAUUCCCCUGACCUGGAUACAGCCAGGAACGACUGUUCUCAAUUGCUCCCAUGACUUCCUGUCAGGGAAGCUUGGAUGUGGUCCUCCUGGGGCACCGUUUAGUGGACUCAUUGCGGAAGGCGAUGUGGGUCUCCUGGCUGCAGCUCUGCGGAUACAGAAUAUGGUCAGUAGUGGAAGGAGGUGGCUUCGAGAACAGCAGCACAGGAGGUGGCGACUUCACUGCCUGAAACUCCAGCCUCUCUCGCCUGUCCCAAGCGAUAUUGAGAUUUCAAGAGCACAGACUCCAAAAGCCGUGGAUGUCCUUGCCAAGGAGAUAGGAUUGCUUGCAGAUGAAAUUGAAAUCUAUGGUAAAAGCAAAGCCAAAGUACGUUUGUCCCUGCUGGAAAGGUUAAAGGAUCAAGCAGAUGGAAAAUACGUCCUCGUAGCUGGCAUCACGCCCACCCCUCUCGGAGAAGGGAAGAGCACCGUUACGAUUGGCCUUGUGCAGGCCCUCACCGCGCACCUGAAUGUCAACUCCUUUGCCUGUCUGAGGCAACCUUCCCAGGGACCGACUUUUGGAGUGAAAGGAGGUGCGGCAGGUGGCGGGUAUGCCCAGGUCAUCCCCAUGGAGGAGUUCAACCUUCAUCUGACUGGGGACAUCCAUGCCAUCACUGCUGCCAACAACUUGCUGGCCGCUGCCAUCGACACAAGGAUUUUGCAUGAAAGCACUCAAACAGAUAAGGCUCUGUUUAAUCGGCUGGUGCCUUUAGUGAAUGGGGUCCGAGAAUUUUCAGAAAUACAACUUGCUCGACUGAAAAAACUAGGAAUACAUAAGACUGACCCAAGCUCGCUGACGGAAGAGGAAAUGAGUAAAUUUGCCCGUCUCAACAUCGACCCCUCCACCAUCACGUGGCAGAGAGUAUUGGAUACAAAUGACCGAUUCCUUCGAAAAAUCACCAUUGGGCAGGCAAGCACAGAGAAAGGAUGUUCCCGGCAGGCACAGUUUGACAUCGCAGUGGCCAGCGAGAUCAUGGCCCUCAUGGACAUGAAGGAACGGCUGGGAAGAAUGGUGGUAGCCAGUGACAAAAACGGGCAGCCAGUGACAGCAGAAGAUUUGGGGGUGACAGGUGCUUUGACUGUUUUGAUGAAAGAUGCAAUAAAACCAAAUCUGAUGCAGACCCUAGAAGGGACGCCUGUGUUUGUGCAUGCCGGCCCCUUUGCUAACAUUGCUCAUGGCAACUCUUCAGUGUUGGCCGAUAAAAUUGCCCUGAAGCUGGUUGGCGAAGAAGGAUUUGUAGUGACGGAAGCUGGCUUUGGUGCUGAUAUCGGAAUGGAGAAGUUCUUCAACAUCAAGUGCCGGGCUUCGGGCUUGGUGCCAAAUGUGGUGGUGCUGGUAGCGACCGUGCGAGCCUUGAAGAUGCACGGGGGCGGGCCCAGCGUAACUGCUGGUGUCCCUCUGAAGAAGGAGUACACAGAGGAGAACAUCCAGCUGGUGGCCGAUGGCUGCUGCAACCUCCAGAAGCAAAUUCAGAUCGCUCAGCUCUUCGGGGUUCCUGUCGUGGUGGCACUGAAUGUCUUUAAGACGGACACCCGCGCCGAGAUCGACUUGGUGUGUGAGCUUGCGAAGCGGGCUGGUGCCUUCGACGCCGUCCCCUGCUAUCACUGGUCGGUUGGUGGCAAAGGGUCUGUGGACUUGGCCCGGGCUGUGAGAGAGGCUGCAAGCAAGAGAAGCCGUUUCCAGUUCCUGUAUGAUGUGCAGCUUCCAAUUGUUGAAAAGAUAAGAACCAUCGCCCAGGCUGUCUAUGGAGCCAAAGAUAUCGAACUUUCUCCUGAGGCCCAAUCCAAAAUAGAUCGUUAUACUCAACAGGGCUUUGGAAAUUUGCCCAUCUGCAUGGCGAAGACCCACCUUUCUCUCUCUCACCAGCCCGACAAGAAAGGUGUGCCGAGGGAUUUCGUCUUGCCUAUCACUGAUGUCCGGGCCAGCAUAGGCGCUGGGUUCAUUUACCCGUUAGUGGGAACGAUGAGCACCAUGCCGGGACUGCCCACUCGGCCCUGCUUUUACGACAUCGAUCUCGACACAGAAACAGAACAAGUGAAAGGCUUGUUCUGAGAGAAGACUCAGAGGACCGAGUCAGGCUCUUUGGACACAAACUGCUCUUUGCCUUUUUGCCAGUGUUGGAGAAGAGAGUAAACAUGAGACAAGCCCGUGAUGCCUGGCACAGGAAGGGUGAAAUGGGCCGAAGAGUUCUUCAUUUAAGACCAGUUCUGUUUGCAAUGGGGUAUGGUGUUCAGCUAAAGGACCUCCGCCGAGCCUGACGGAAAUUAAUUUAUUUUCUGCUUCUACAGAGUUUACAUGAUUUCCCACUGCUUAUACCCAGAAUGUGUAUUUUAUGGGGAUUAAGGAAUUUUAAAAGUGUGAACAAAAAGGUACCAUUUUCCACCGUGGAGUUUUCUAUUUUGUCUUUGAAAAUAAACAUGAUCUAGAAAACCAA